Messenger RNA from Aedes albopictus (Asian tiger mosquito), 541 nucleotides. Its product is annotated as saccharopine dehydrogenase-like oxidoreductase. Gene Ontology annotation, biological process: glycolipid biosynthetic process. The record is from RefSeq and is a predicted model, not a curated record. Gene Ontology annotation, cellular component: lipid droplet; plasma membrane; mitochondrion. NCBI's taxonomy places the organism in Eukaryota, Metazoa, Arthropoda, Insecta, Diptera, Culicidae.
AAACCGGCCGGCUAAUGGCCUACGUGUAGGUAUAAGACGCAGAAACAGUCGAAUUCACCAGAAGGUACAGUUUCAAACUAGACUCAGUUUGUCGUACACGUCCAAACGAUUCAGAUUGUUCUGUUGUGGGGUCUAAAGAAUAAAUCUUAUUGGAGAAGGUACUUUUUUGUGCAAUUGAAACAUAGGAAGUUUUAGCAGUGAGGUGGAAGCUGUACAAUAGUUAGAAAAAAAAACUGUGUCCUCUAUUAGCCGACGAGCUUGCAUUCACCCACCCACACCAACGUCACCUAUAGCACGACACGAUCAUGUCUGCCGACCGCCCGCUGGACGUGGUCAUUUUCGGUGCAACCGGUUUCACCGGCAAGUACACCAUCUACGAGGGAAUCAAACUGCUGGAGGGUCUCAAGUGGGGCGUCGCCGGCCGGAACAAGGAAAAACUAGCCCAGGUGCUGAAAGAGAUUGGCCAGAAGGCCGACAAAGAUCUCUCGGAGACGCCGAUGGUGAUUGCCGAUGUGAAAGAUGCUGAAUCGCUGAAGAAAUU